AUGAAUGUCAUGGAAGCCAUAUGCAGUCUAAAGCCCAACAGAAUCGCCAGAAAGGCGCUUUACGACGUGGAGCAGAACGGUUGGAAAUUUCCCACCCCCGAUGAUCAGCUCCUGAUAUUGGAUCUCGUUAUCGUCGCAUACCUUCCCAACGAACAAGAUAUUAUCAUGGAUAGGAUUCAUUACGCUCUAGAUCACAUCGUCUACCCUCAAGAUAAGAUUCGGAUCAACGUAUUAUACAAUACACCCAAACCUAUCGAACCCCUCGAAUCUCAAAUGAACGAUCUCGCCGCGAAGAUUACUCGAUUGAGAAUAAUCAAAGUACCAGACUCUACCUCUAAAGCACAUAAUCUUAAUCAUUUUUUUACCUUAUAUACUGGAGCACAGAUCAUCGCCUUAUUCGAUUGCGAUCACUACACGCAUCCUUAUGGACCACGAUGGGCUGUCGAGCGAUUCCUCGCUGAUGACGAGAUUGAUUGCGUGCAAGGACGAUGUGUGAUACAGAACUCCAAGGCUACAUUUUUGACUGGUAUGAUCGCUGUAGAGUUCGACAAGAUCUAUGCUACCUCACACCCUGGUCGAGCUGCGUUAUUCGGCUAUGGUCUAUUUACCGGCUCCAACGGCUACUGGCGCUCAAGUCUUCUCCGUGAUCUGAAGAUGGACGCUAGCAUGUUAACAGAGGACAUUGAUUCAGCACUACGCGCCCUAGAGCAGGGCGCCGUCUGUGUCCAUGAGCCCAAUGUCCUCUCCAUACAAGAAGUCUCCGCACAAGAAAAGGAAUCUUCUGACCCGAUUUGGUUUACUGUCACUGCUGUUAAUCCGAAAAUUGAGUUAUUAUCUGGUUUCGCAAUAUACUUGCCUGAUGAUGAGUUUUCUCAUAACUGGGUUUCCCAAGACGGGAAACGAGCUGAAGAACCUCAUUUUCUUUGA
This is a messenger RNA of Sclerotinia borealis F-4128, 927 nucleotides long. The record is from the annotation of a GenBank genome assembly. Lineage: Eukaryota; Fungi; Ascomycota; Leotiomycetes; Helotiales; Sclerotiniaceae.